AGGACAUUGGGGGUAGGUCAAACUCAAGUUGGACGGAUUUGAGCGGCGGCCAAGACUAAGCCUAACACCCAGAACGGGUGAGUUGGAAAGAAGUGGAUGGUGGCGCCCAAACAUGCCAGCCCUGGUUUAACUCGUGGCUUCAACCUGGGACUACGGACUAGACAUGGACGGGAUGACUGACUAAUCUCUCGGCCGCUUCAUGGACCCUCCUCCGAGCUACGCCUAACUAACUCACCAACUCCCCGCGAACGUUUCAAACCAAGAUGGCUGGGUAAGGCCCAAGAACCACUCCACCGACUGACUCGACCCUUGAGUGAGCCAUGAAUUUUCGGGCGCCCGCCCGCCCCUCGGGCACCCACCCCAAAUCUACGUCCACCUCUAUUUUGUCCAAAUUCAAAAGCCGCCCCGCCCCCAGCCACCUGGCCCAGAGUCAAUCCACCCACACCCUUUUGACCGAGCCCACCCCACCCCCGCCCGCGGCCAAGCGCUCUCGGGUCGAACGCUCAUCCCCGGUCCGACCCGUUAGCCCCGCGCCCCGGCCGGCCACCGCGCCGACCCACCCGCCGCCUCGGGUGGCGGGCUAUGGUCGACACACCGUUAGCAGCAUCGAGCGACUUUUCUCCGAGUUGCGUUUGACAUUGGAGCCCGCGUUGCCCACCCCCGGCGGUGAGGCUGUGCCCGUGCUGGCCCGCUUGGCCGGUUCUUGGGUCCACACGCCGGUCAACCCGGGCGAUGUGGUGCACGUGUUGGCGUCGGCCGUGGCGCCGGCUCAAGCCGAACAAGCGGAUCAGGUUGAGUACUUGAUUAAUGACCGGGCCGGUUUGUGCGUGGUCAAUCCGGAUCAUUUGGUAUCGGGCACGUCGGUCGUCUCCACCCUGUUCUGUCCUCGGCAAGCCGUGCUCAAUGAACGCUUUAAAGGUUUAUCAGGUUCGUCCAAAACCAUGUUCAUCGGAACGCUAGUCCACGAGCUCCUCCAGAUUUGUCUGGCUCGUCAAGCUCAGACGCGAGCCGCCAUUGACGAACAACUACGCCUGGUCUUGCAAAGUCCGGCCAUCUUGCGGGACAUGCUGUUACUGUCCAUGACCUUAUACGAAGUGCGUCAAGAAGUGGAACUCUUCCUACCGCAUAUUCUUUAUUUUACCGAAAAGUAUGUUCUGGGGCGUGUGGUGUCGCCGCCGGAGCCUGCCUUCGCUCACACUCAAUCCACCACCCGAGCCCCGCCCAAACCGGAAAUUUGGCCUGGCCAGGUGGAUCGAGUUUGUGAUAUCGAGGAGAAUGUAUGGUCGCCUCGUUUGGGUAUGAAAGGCAAGAUAGACUUGACCGUCCAAGUUAAACUCCAUCACCGUGACCGACAAGGUCGAGAUCGCAAGGUCAUGCCGUUAGAAUUGAAGACAGGGCGAGCCUCGGGCUCUGCAGAACAUCGUGGUCAAGUGAUUAUGUACAGUAUGAUGAUGGCCGAACGUCGGCCGGAUCCCGAGGCUGGCCUGCUUUUGUACCUGCGGAAUUCUUCAGUUCAAGAAGUACGAGCGGGGGUUCACGAGAUGAGAGGUCUGGUGCAAUUACGGAACGAGCUGGCCUCGCACUUAAAGAACGGUCCAUCUGAAAGUGGAGAAUUGCCACCGCUCCCCGAACCCAUCAACCUGAAGCGUGCUUGUGGGCAGUGCCCACACUUGAUGGCCUGUACUUUGCACCAGAAAUUGAACGAUACGGUGCCUCCUGCUCCGCAUGCCAUGGCCGAAUUGGUCCCGCAAACUUUGUCUCAUCUUCAAGAGGACGAUUUGCAAUUUUUCAAGAAGUGGAGUCUCAUGUGCGCCAUGGAAGCUGAAGAAUCUGGCAAGGGCAGCAAACUCAAAGAAUUGUGGUGCCGGACUCCAACGGAACGGCAGGCUCAGAAUACGGCCAUCGCUCAAUUGCGAUUAGUGCCUAAGAAAGUAUCCAGUGAUAAUCUGCACACUUUCGUUAAGUCGAACGGACCCCUUCCUCCCGUAUUUCAGUUAGGUGAGACUGUGAUUUUAAGCAGUGAAACCGAAUUGGCUCUUUCUCAAGGGAUUAUUACAACGUUGGACGAGGAUCAAUUGUCCCUCGCCUUGGAUAGAGAUUUGAUGAAACAAGACGAUUCCAUUGACAAGGUUUACCAUUUGGAUCGGUACGAGUACCAAGGAUCGAUGGCUUCUAGUCGUGUUAACCUAGUCAAACUCAUGUCAAAUUUGCCAAGGGCCGCCGAGCUUCGUGACUUGAUUAUUCGACAGACUCGCGUUAAUUUUGCCAAGGGCUUGCCCAAAGACAUUUUAGACGUGGCCAAACCCAUUCUAAAGUCCUUGAACAGAGUCCAACAAAAGGCCGUGUUCAAGUUACUCAUGGCCGAGAAGUUUGUUGCUUUGAAAGGAAUGCCAGGGACGGGUAAGACCACACUCAUUGUGGCCUUGGUGAGAAUGAUGUUGGCUUUGGGCAAGUCCGUCUUGCUCACAAGCUACACGCACUCUGCGGUGGAUAAUAUUCUCCUGAAACUUAAGACCCAUACUCAUUGUUUUCUCCGCUUGGGACGAUAUUCCCGGAUUCAUCCCGAUAUUCAACCAUUCAGUGUUGAGAAAAUCAGUCAGACCCUUCCUGACCUCGAUUCCUUGGAUCAGAAGUACUCUCAAACCCCGGUUGUGGCUACCACCUGUCUGGGCCUAAAUCAUCCGGCUAUCGUGAAUAGGACGUUUGACUUUUGCAUUGUGGAUGAGGCAGCUCAAUCCCAAUUCCUGGCUGCCCUUGGACCUUUGUUUUACUGCCACAAAUUUAUCUUGGUGGGCGAUCCUGACCAACUCCCUCCGGUGGUUCAAAGUGGUUCAGCUCGUUCAUUGGGUAUGGAUGUUAGUCUCUUUGCUAUGCUUGAGCACGAGUCCAAUGUGGUGCCUUUGAGCAUCCAAUACCGAAUGAACCAAGAGCUCAUGAAUUGCGCCAAUCACCUCACGUACAAUAAACAACUUACCUGCGGUUCCGACGAAAUUGCCAAUCGAACCAUCGACGUCCCUACUGAAAAUGUAGGCCAAAACGCUCCCCUUUGGAUCGCACGUUGUCUGUGUUCCAAAUUGGAGCAUUCUAUCGUUUUUGUGGACACAAAAAAUGUCCAAUUCGACGAGGAAGUGAAUCGACAGGGAGUGAGGAAUAUCAAGGAGGCGCAUUUGGUUAGAGUCCUUGUUCAACGUCUGAAGGGCUUAAACCAUUCUGUGGGAGUGAUCGCACCUUACCGAAGUCAAGUGGAUCUUUUGCGGCAGUUGUUAGUGAAAACGGCGGAUGUCAAUACCGUGGAUCAAUUUCAAGGCCAGGACAAGGAUAUUAUUGUGUACAGUUGUACUCGCACGCGAGUAACCACCAACCACCCGGACUUGAAUGCCAAGAAUGAAAAUACCGGCCGAGAAAUCCUUGACGACGCCAGACGGCUGAAUGUGGCCAUGACCCGGGCCAAAUGCAAAUUCAUCAUGAUUGGCUCAAGAGCGGCCUUACACAGAUACAAACCGUUUCAAGAUUUUCUCUGCUAUCUUCAAGAAACUCAAAUUAUUCAGCUCGAGGCCAUUGAUGUUCAAAAUAUCGAUACAUAAUAAAGUGACAAAGAGAAUAUAUAUUUCAUUCCAGUAUA
This is a messenger RNA of Tigriopus californicus, 3622 nucleotides long. It is a transcript of the gene Dna2, whose product is annotated as DNA replication ATP-dependent helicase/nuclease DNA2-like. The record is from RefSeq and is a predicted model, not a curated record. Gene Ontology annotation, cellular component: cytoplasm. Gene Ontology annotation, biological process: replication fork reversal. The transcript is spliced from 3 exons. Gene Ontology annotation, molecular function: single-stranded DNA helicase activity; 5'-flap endonuclease activity. Bases 321 to 3584 code for a protein of 1087 amino acids. Lineage: Eukaryota; Metazoa; Arthropoda; Copepoda; Harpacticoida; Harpacticidae.